CUUCGAUUUACUGUCAAGAAUCGCCCUUCAAGUCGCGUUGAAGAUGGUUUUGGAAGCCAUCCAGGAGUACGGCCCAGAAGACUCCAUGUACAAGUUCGGUCUCCAAGCGCUUCUGCACUUCCAGAGCAAACUCCCCGAGUGGCCGCAUUACUGUGAGGAGCUCUUGAAUGUGCCUCAUCUUCGCGGAACCGAGGCUUUCUCGAAAGUCGAGGACGUUGUGGGCCACCAGAUUGAAGGAGUCAAUGGCGAGGCGCAGAAUGGUGUGAACAUGAGUAACGGUACUAAUGUGGACGAACUGGUCCAAGCUGAGCCUGCGAUUCCACGCUUUACAUGCUUGCAUGUCGACCCUCCAAUUGAGGCAGAUCAAUUCGAAGAACCCGACGAGGAAGUUCAGGAUAAGGUCCUCUUUGUUCUGAACAACGUAUCGGAACGAAAUUUGAGGGACAAGAUUAAAGACCUUAUGGGAGCUCUCAAAGAGAAACACCACCAAUGGUUUGCCGGGUAUCUCGUAGAAGAACGAGCGAAGAUGCAGCCAAACUUCCAGCAACUGUAUUUGGAUAUGCUGGAACUGUUCAACGACAAGACACUGUGGGCGGAGGUUCUCCGAGAAACUUACCAUUCCGUCAUUCGAAUGCUGAAUUCGGAGUCCACGAUCGGCUCCUCCACAGAACGGACCCAUCUAAAGAAUCUUGCCGGAUGGCUUGGCUCCUUGACUAUUGCCCGCGAUAAGCCGAUCAAGUUCAGGAAUAUCUCUUUCAAAGACUUGCUUAUCGAAGGCUAUGACACAGACCGCCUUUUGCUCGUGAUUCCAUUCACUUGCAAGGUCUUGAUCCAAGCCGCCAAGUCUACGGUCUUCAAACCACCUAAUCCUUGGACUAUGGAAAUCAUUCGCAUCCUCCUAGAAUUGUACAAGCAUGCGGAUCUAAAGCUCAAUCAGAAGUUCGAGAUUGAGGUUCUGUGCAAAGGCUUGGAUCUGGACUACGACAAGGUCACGCCUUCUGACUGCAUUCGUUCCAGACCUGCACAAGACGACGAAUAUUUGGGGGCAAUGGUGCCCGAUGGUAUGGAAGCCUUCAGCGAUCUUUCUAUCAUGGGCUUGAACAGGGCUCGUGGCCAAAACGAGCGCUUCUCACCUGGAGCAAUCACAGCCUCUCUGCCAGACUUCAGUACUCGGUUGACAUAUCCGCCCAUCACUGGCGGCGCUGCUGCCCAGGCAUCGCUCAAGAAAAUAUUUCACUCUGCAGUUCAUCAAGCGAUUCAAGAGAUCAUCGCACCGGUCGUAGAACGAUCCGUCACUAUUGCGGCUAUCUCCACUUCACAGCUAAUUGCCAAGGACUUCGCUAUGGAGCCAGACGAGAACAAGCUUCGCGAUUCCGCCCAUACCGUGGUGAAGUCAUUGUCAGGUGCCUUGGCACUUGUGACCUGCAAGGAACCCCUCCGCAUGAGUAUCAUGAACAACAUUCGAGUGAUGGCUCGGGAUCUUCCUGAACACGCUCUUCCAGAAGGACAUGUCCUGAUGUUCGUCAACGACAACCUCGAUACAGUCUGCAGUGUUGUUGAACAGGCAGCGGAGAACCAGUCUUUGCCUGAGAUUGAUAUGCAGAUUGAAGAUCAGGUACUGAACCGUCGCGCGUAUCGCAACUCGCGAACAAACGAACCUUUUGGAAGCAAGGACACUUCCAUCAGCCAAUGGGCAUUCUAUAUUCCGGAUCCGUACAAGCAGACUGCUGGUGGUCUCAACCGGGAGCAAUUGGCUAUCUACGAAGAGUUUGGUCGCCAACCGCGAGCAUUACCGCAUGCCAACAAUGUCUCACAAGAUAGCGGACGACAAAUGCCUGACGUUUUGCAAGACCAGUUUGCUGUUCCCAACUUGCCAACGCCGGCUGAGGCGCCUGCUGUACCCCGUCAAACACUUCAACCACAGCAGCCCCGUAUGCAAGCUCUUGCUCCUACCCAUGCCCCACCCGCUCAACAGCACUUGAACGGCUACAUGGAGCACUCAGGACCUGAUAGUAGCCAGCGCGCAGAAGAACUCGUCGCCGAGCUGCACCGAGCCGUGACCGAGGCGCCUGAAGAACACGUGGACGAGUUAUCAACGACGGCACCGACGCAUCACAUUUUCCGUGAACUGUUGGAUACCCUCGUGAACGCGGCGAACAAGGACAUGGUUGCAAUGAAUAUUGCCAUGAAAGUCACACUGUAUCUCUUCUCUGAUCCUGCGAAGCGUUUGGAGACGGAAGUGAUGACCCAUCUACUUGCCCAACUCUGUCGGAUGUCUGUGACAACGUCGAGGCAGGUGAUCAUGUGGCUGACUACUAUCGAUGAUGACCGCAUCUUCAAUUCUGGAGUUAUUGUAUCCUUGAUCAAUGUUGACCUUAUGGAUUUGCAUCGCGUCAACAUCACGAUUGCAAAGGCAAUUCAGAGACGAAGCGUACCGGCGGCAGAGCUUCUCUCCAGUCUCAUAGACGAGAUUCUGCUGAAUGAGCAGCCUGGCGCGCUUCGGGCCGAGUUUGCUUUAUCCAUCGAUGCUCUUAUGCAGUGGCUGGCAGAAGAUCCUAGCUUUGUGACAGGAAACCAGAUUGUCGGAAAGCUACAAAUGCGGUCGAGCGACGCAGCUCUACAAACACCUCCGACCCCAAGCAGGAACGAUCAACUCCGAUAUACCUUUGACGAAUGGGUGGGCUUGCAGUAUCCGGACACUCCAAAGAAGUCUAUUGCGGCAUUCAUCUACCAACUGCAUGAGCGAAAGGUCCUUGAUACACCAUCAGAGACGGCUUCUUUGAUCCGCGUUUGCGUUGAGGCUUCCAUUGAGUCAUUCGAGCGCGAAGCGGAGAACUACGGAAACCUGGACACCGCCUACAUCAAUGUGGAUGCGCUAGGUAGACUGAUCGUAUCACUAGUCAUAUAUCAAGGCGAAGAAGAUGGUGCGGUGAAAGAGAGCAAGGCUAGAUAUCUCGACGCUAUCUUGUGCAUUGUGGUGUUGAUCCUAUGCGACCAUCACCGCAUUCGCGGAGAGCGUUUCAGCUCAAAGGUUUUCUUCCGCCUAUUCUCGACGAUUCUUUCAGAACUCCACAUUGCAGCCAACGAAAAUGAACUCUCUGGCUUCAAAACCGACAUUUUCCUUGUUUUGGGCAGAGCCUUCUUGGCUCUUCAACCACAAUACUUUGAAAAUUUUGCAUUUUCAUGGCUGGGCUUGGUGGCGCACCGGAUCUUUAUCCCUGCUCUCCUUGACGAGGAUCAUCAAGACCUACAUUCCAAGGAACGACGCUGGGACACCUAUACACAGCUCAUGGAAGCCCUCCUCAGAUACACCGGCGAGAAAGUAAGACCCGCCGGUACCGCUAGCGCGGCACAGAGCUUCUAUCGCGGGGUCCUUAGAGUCCUCUUGGUCAUUCAUCACGACUACCCGGAGUUCCUUGCCGAGAACCAUUUCAAGCUUUGCAAUGGCAUCCCAAUGCACUGCACCCAGCUUCGGAACCUCAUCAUCAGUGCCUACCCUUCCACAAUCCUCGAAAUGCCGGAUCCUUUCACGGUUAAUCUCAAGGUGGAUCGCCUUGAAGAGAUCCGCCAAACUCCGAUCGUCCGCGGUGAUAUUGAAGACCCUAUUCGCCGAGCUGGAAUCAAGGAUACCCUGGACAACCUCCUCCGGACCACGGAUCAGAACGCAGAAGACAUCAAGAUGAUCUGCGAAGCUACAUCUUAUCCCGAGCCGAAGGAUAACGGGUUUGAGCUAAUGCGGACCACUGCAGACUCAAUCCUUAUCCAAGCCAUGGUUCUUUACAUCGGGUCAUCAGCACUAGAGGCACAGGGCUCCAAAGGACCAGCUUUCAAUAAAACUUCGCCCUCUACUAAGUUGCUCGAAAAUUUAGCGAGAGAACUCCGGCCUGAAGCUCGAUUCCACUUCAUCAGCGCCAUGGCAAACCAGUUGAGAUGGCCUAACAGCCACACCCAUUUCUUCAGCUAUGCGGUUCUUCAUCUCUUUGGCCCUCCUAAUCAACAGAGGCUGGAUGUGCAAGAAACCAUUACGAGGGUGCUUUUGGAGAGGCUCCUAGUCCAUCGACCACAUCCCUGGGGUCUCAUCAUCACACUCCUAGAACUCCUCAAGAAUGCUGAAUACCAGUUCUGGACCUUGCCAUUUAUCGAGUCAGCCCCCGAGGUCAGUGGAAAUCUUCACUCUUUGUUGGGGCUCCCUGUCUAAAGGAACUUCCAGGUCCGGAGGCUGUUCGAUGCGCUCUUCGCACACGCUCAACACAGCCCUCAUGUCGGACUGUAGGUCGGCGUUUCGAAAUGUCCCGCAUUAUCAGCGGACAUUUGAGCAUCUCAACUUCCAAA
Mytilinidion resinicola is the source of this 4332-nucleotide messenger RNA. RefSeq names its product Not1-domain-containing protein. Gene Ontology annotation, molecular function: molecular adaptor activity. Gene Ontology annotation, cellular component: P-body; CCR4-NOT core complex. Bases 44 to 4198 code for a protein of 1384 amino acids. Lineage: Eukaryota; Fungi; Ascomycota; Dothideomycetes; Mytilinidiales; Mytilinidiaceae. The transcript has a single exon. Gene Ontology annotation, biological process: nuclear-transcribed mRNA catabolic process, deadenylation-dependent decay. The record is from RefSeq and is a predicted model, not a curated record.